Molecule: messenger RNA, 1260 nt
Organism: Talaromyces stipitatus ATCC 10500
Lineage: Eukaryota; Fungi; Ascomycota; Eurotiomycetes; Eurotiales; Trichocomaceae
Product: monooxygenase, putative
Exons: 9
Coding region: 1-1260 (419 amino acids)
Biological process (GO): secondary metabolite biosynthetic process
Molecular function (GO): FAD binding
Source: RefSeq, a predicted model, not a curated record
AUGUUGGACAAGAUUCGUGUAGCGAUCAUUGGUGCCGGGCCUGCUGGUCUGGGUGCGGCAAUCGAAUUCCAAAAACUGCCAUUCGUUGAUCUCAAAAUCUACGACCAGGCAAGGGCUCUUCGUGAAAUAGGAACUGGAAUUAGCAUCCAGAAGAAUACAUGGCGCAUGUUGGAUGUAAUGGGAGCAUCGAAGAACAUAAACCCCAAUGAAAUAUUCCGUCCGGCCGACGGCCACGCACUACAACACCGGAACGGACGAACCGGAGAACUUCUCCUUACAAUUGAGCAGAAUGAUGGUCCUCCCGAGCAUUUUCAUGCGCGUGCAUUCCGCUCAGUUCUACAAAAAGCUCUUCUAUCCAACGUUGACAAGUCACGACUCCGCUUAGCUUCUCGUCUUGAGAGGGUUGUGGGAACACCCACCAAGACAUUACAACUUCACUUCCAAGAUGGCCAUGUAGAUGAAGUUGAUUUACUGGUUGGUGCUGACGGUGUCCGGUCUGUUGUCAGAAGUUUUGCAUUCCCGGAUCAUAAAAUCGCAUACACUGGAAGAACUGCAUACCGUGGACUUGUUCCAACGGAGAAGAUACUCAGUAUACCUAACUUUCCAGAUGCAGUCACCUUUUGGCACGGACCUUCGGAUUGGGUGUAUACUUGCAACUUGAACGGAGGAAUAUACGAGAUUACGGUCAAUGCCAACGAAUCCGCAGAUGUGGCCCGUGUAAGCUGGGGGGAACAGGCUACUCUUGAAGAGUUUAGAAGGCCAUGGAAAGAAUUUGCACCCAUUAUACAAGAAGUUCUCAAUAAAGUGACAGACGUCCAGAAGUUUGCUCUCUUCGCAGGUCCUAGACUUGAUUCAGUUGUAUCUCGCGGAUCUAUUGCUCUGAUUGGAGAUGCCUCUCAUCCGUUAUCAGGUGCAUUUGGCGCCGGUGCAGGUUUCGCCCUAGAGGAUGCUUUCGCGCUGGCAAAAUCAGUCGCCUGGGCAAGAAGUCGUGGAUAUCAACUGGGAGACGCUCUCGAUUUGUAUGAUCAAGUACGGUCUCCACAUUAUCAGUCAAUGGUUAGUUGGAAAUUGAAAGCUUACCACAAAGUAGGAAACUUUUCAUUCGACGAGGGAGUAGCUCACACAGUCCGCAACAAAUGGAGCAGACAACACAAAUGGCUGUUCGACUACGAUGUACAAGCAGUUUGGAAAGAGGCAGCCGCACUGGAGGAUUCGAAGAGAAGGCAUAAACGAAGCGUAGAAUUAGGAGCUCAUCUGUGA